CGUAUUGCGAACCUAACGGCUCUGCGGGAAACCUACAGUUCCUCUGUGGAGUUGGUCUUGCGUUCACGUAUGGAGAAGUAUCUCCGAAACAUCAACAUCUCUUAUCUGGAAGAUCUGCAGGUGAACAUAACGCCAGCAGCGGAGGUGGUGUUCCACUUCUUCGGAGGCAAGUCGGACGGGCGGAAGGUGCGCGAGGCGAUGAACCGGCUGGUGGAGCGCGGCCGCCUGGCCGACGUGCCGCUCGUACGCACCGCACUCGCCUUCCGGCAGGAGCCGACGCUGCUGCUGCAGCGUAACGUCAAGCACCUGCACAUCGGGCAAGUACGGAAGAGCGGAGUGGGCUGUGAGAUAACGCUGACGGACCCCUCUCUAGGACGACACCGAGACAGGAGCGGCCUCUACACGAAGAGAAUAUAAGCGCCGCGCCGCCUAGCCGCAGCCUCCCACUUGUCUCUCCCAUCCUUUCCUACCCCCGUCCGCUGCCACGCCUGUACUACUGCAUCCCACCCGCUCUCCAUCUUACCACACUCCAUAUCCUCGCCCAAGGUGGCUUCCGUUAACUCCCCCUCCCUGAUGAUGCCC
Messenger RNA from Schistocerca serialis cubense, 582 nucleotides. RefSeq lists its product as uncharacterized. The transcript has 4 exons. Lineage: Eukaryota; Metazoa; Arthropoda; Insecta; Orthoptera; Acrididae. The record is from RefSeq and is a predicted model, not a curated record. The coding region runs from base 70 to 417 and encodes 115 amino acids.